AUGGACAGAUAUUCCAAGUGGGCUUGUGAUCAAAGGCUGAGAGAUUCUCGAGACGGGGCGAAUCUGAGCUUCGAGAGAGACCGGGCCUACGGGUUCUCGUGGCCCCAGAGGAACUAUAAUUGCAGCUUUUGCAACAAGGAGUACAAAUCUGCUCAAGCUCUUGGAGGUCACAUGAAUGUGCACAGGAGAGAUAGAGCAAGAAUGAGGCUUUCUCCAAAUCCUAACCCUUACUCUAACCCUAACCCUAGUUUGUCGUCGUCGUCAUCUCCAUUGCCCUCCACAACUAAGUUCUUGCCUUGUAAUGUAGAACAUCUUGCUGUGAUCAGCUCACCCUCUCCACCUCCUCUCCGAGAAGACGAGUUUGGAGCCAUCGGCCGUUCCUCACCGCGCCAAAGCAUGGUGAAAUGCAACAAUGGUGAUGUGGAAAUGCUUGAGUUUGCUAGCUUUUCAAGAAGAAAUGAUGUUAUUAGAUUGGAUUUGAGCUUGGGUUUGAUGCAAGAUGCAAAGGAGGAUUCGAAUUCGGAUUUGGAUUUGGAUUUGGAUUUGGAUUUGGAUUUGGAGCUUCGACUUGGUUGUUCAUAA
Salvia splendens (bonfire salvia) is the source of this 582-nucleotide messenger RNA. Its product is annotated as transcriptional regulator SUPERMAN. NCBI's taxonomy places the organism in Eukaryota, Viridiplantae, Streptophyta, Magnoliopsida, Lamiales, Lamiaceae. The transcript has a single exon. The record is from RefSeq and is a predicted model, not a curated record. Bases 1 to 582 code for a protein of 193 amino acids.